Parnassius apollo (apollo) is the source of this 402-nucleotide messenger RNA. The record is from the annotation of a GenBank genome assembly. NCBI's taxonomy places the organism in Eukaryota, Metazoa, Arthropoda, Insecta, Lepidoptera, Papilionidae.
AUGCCAGCAAGCAGUAUUGACUUAUUUCACAUGCAAGACGCCAAAAAUAAUUUUAAUGCCAUGCGACCUGCCCCGAUUUAUAGUGAUCCUACAAACGAGUUGAUGGGUCACUGUCAGAAUGUACAUAUAUCUAGAAACUGCUAUUAUGGAUACCAUGAUGCCAAAACUUCUGAAAGCGCUUACGAAACUACUGACAGCGAGAUGAAGGAAGUACAUCAAGAAACAGCAUCCUUACAGAAAAAUACAAAGAAGCGAUGUGCAGACUAUUGCGCUUACACUCAAAGCAAGCGGCUGCGAAAAGAGGGUAUGGUGCCAACGACAGCCACCCACAACCCAAGUUUACUGCGACCUACUCACAACAAUCCAGAUAUAUCUCGUUGUCUCAUGGUCCACAUGAUUUAA